GCGGGACCGCUGGCGGCGAGGGCAGGUGCGGCGAGCUGCGGGCAGGUGGCGGCGCGGCGCGGGCCAGCGUUGAAGGCAGCUCCAGGGCCUGCUGGGACUCAGCCUGCAGGGACGAGCCGCCCUCCCCCGCCGGCUUCUGCCAUGGGAGUGUGGGGACAGCCCCGCGUGCGAUGAGAUGUGACACCGUCUGUCGGCCUCCUCUGGCAGUCACGCCUCUCCAGCCAGGGCCUGCCGGCUCGGCGGCUCCUGCGUUUCGGAUAUUUGGUGUCCCCAUGGAUCCACAGCCAUAGCCAUGGUGACGCGGGUGGAGGUCGGCUCCAUAACGACCCUGACAGCAGUGCCGGGCCUCGCUGAGGUCGCCAAGGAGGAGACCCUGACGCGGUCCUACUUCUGCCAGGCCAGGGACGCCCCCGGGUCCCCAUCGGCGCGGCUCUCGGAAGGAAAAAGCCCCCUGAGGAGUCCUGCACGCUUACUCCCCCUGCCCCGGCUCGCCCCCAAACCCUUCUUCAGGGAGAAGGCUCCGGACCCAAAGACCCCCAUCGCAUCCUUGCAGCCCAGCCCGGCCAGGCCGGCUCCUGCCUGCGGGCCCCCCCAGGACGCGGCAGCCAAGGCCCCGGGCGAGGGGAUGCCCGGCCUGGCGGGGCAGGAGGCGGGGGGCGGGGAGGGCCUGCGGAGAAGCUCGUCCCUCUUCCACAAGGCCCCCUCCCUGCGGCCCAUCCCCGGCUCCGAGAUCCUCUUCGAAACCACCAAAGCCGGCCCCGCGCUGGGCAAGCGGGCCAGGGAAGGGGCACAGGAGGCCAGCGCGGGUGUGUCUCAGGCGCCCCAGUCGGGUUCGAAGCCCGAGGUGGCGGCCAAGCCCGCCCUGCCCGCCCGAAAGCCCGGGGCAGCCCUCCCCCGCCCGGCCUCCCUGUCCCAGGACGCAAUGCCGGCCGCCACCACGCAGGAGGAGGCAGGCCCAGGGGAGCUUCCCGCCAAGGCCGGCGGUGCGGAGGACACGGGCAGCCCCGCCGUGGAGCCCAGGCCUCCUCGCCCGAAGAGGAGGCCGGUGUCGGCCAUCUUCGUGGAGACCAUUCAGCCCCAGAAACCAGGCCCCGGUGGAGCGGCCGUGGUGGGGAAAGCGCCCCCCACGCCCCCUGAGAAGACGUGGGUGCGAAGGCCCAGGCCCCUGUCCGUGGACCUCACGGCCCGGUUUGAGAGCAGGGAGGCCUUGCUGAGGAAGGUGGCCGAGGAGGCCACAGCGGUCCCUGCAGGCCAGCAGCGGGGGCCGGAGCGGUCCAACCCGGAGCCCAAAGAGGAGGGUGCGGGUUUGGGCAAAGCAGAGGCCCCCCUUCGGGACCCCGAUGCAGACUUCCUGGAGGUGGCCAAGAAGCUCCAAGAACGGAAGGACAAGGUGCUCUCUAGGCAGGCGGGCUCGGCCAGGGUCAGCUCCACGGAGGACCGGAGGCCUGGGGAGCAGAGAGCCACGCUGGACGGGGAGCCGGAGAGGGCUCCCGAGUCCCCCUCGCCCAGGCCGGGGAAUGGCCGAGACCCGGCCGAGGUCAAGAGCAGAGUGUCCGACGGGGAAAUCCGGACCCGGGGAGAGUGGGUCUCCAGGGGCAGCGUCAAGAAGCGCCUCAGCCUCUUCGGGGAGGAGACCGCCGUGGCUGUGGCCGUGGCUGUGGCCGAGGGGCCUGAGUCCCCACCGGCCACCCCUGAGUCCCCAUCGGCUGCGCCAGAGCUGCAGAAAGCGGCGGUGAGCGUCCAAGAGCGGAUCAAAGGCUGGGCCACCGAGAGCUCCGAGGCCAAGCCGGAGGUCAGAAGGAAGGCAUUCCAGGCGCGGCCGCUGUCGGCAGACUUGACCAGACUGUUUUCAAGUUCUGCUUCAAGCAACGAAGUCAAGUAUGAGAGGUGUUCGGAGCUGAGUGACGAGCUUGCUAAGGAACCAAGGAAGAAGCCAAAGGAAGGACCUAGUUCAGAUGGAGCCCCCGCUCCCAGAAGCCCCUGGCAGCUGGGGACGCUCCGGGAGCCAUCCGGGCGGACACUGAGGAGAGACAGCUGCCCCCCGGCCCCCGGCAGCUGCUGCGGGGUGAGCCCGGCGGGGGUGCUGCGCCCCUCCGACAACACCCCGGAAGACGACGGGGGCUUCCAGACUGUGAGGGCCACGGUGUUCGAGCAUCACGUGGAGAGACACACUGUCACACCCCCUGGCGCUGUGACCCAUGUCCCCGAGCCCAGGCCCCGGCCCGAGAGAAGCUCGUGGCUGGGGAGGGAGCCUCUGGAAAAGACGGUCCUCCAGAAAGAGCACUCCAGGCGGCCCGGAAAUCCUGACACAGACAAGUUGGGACGGACUCCUCUCCCGAAUGGUGACCCCAAACAGUAUCACACGCCCCUCCCUGAAAAGGGCCCCCCGGGCGAGAAACGCAGCAACAACCCCUUCCUCCAGGGCUCAGAAAACCCUCCCAGGUCACGGAGGGUGGAGCCCAAGUAUGACAUUGUGCACACAGUAGGGGAGCGCGCGCACAGUGAGGCUGUCCCCACUGUGCCCGAGGAGAAGGCCCUGACGCUCCGGAGUGGCAGGGCCCGGCCCUCGCUGAAGGGGGGGCAGCUGUCCCCUGAGGACACUCCUGCCCACCCCGAGUGCAGGCUGGACAGUCAGGCGGGGUCCGUCCAAAGGGCCAGUCUGAUUUGGGAGGCCCGAGGGACGCAGGAGGUCAGCGGGCUGCACCCCGACUCCCGAGAGCCAAAGGACGUGUUCCGGGGUCCGUCGCCCAAGUGGAACGGCGGGGCGGCCGGGAGCUGGCACAAAGCCACGGUGGUGGUCAGUGACGAGAAAGGCUCGGAAGUGAGUCCCAACGUCAUCGCCAGUGAGCGCUCGGCUGGGCCCUGCGGCGCUGAGGCCUCCGGUGUGAGGGCCAUGCAGGCUUCCAUGAGGGAGACCCGGCACCAGGGGCCUGAAGGGGCCGGGAGCAAGCCAGGAGGCUGUGUUUCAGCAGGAGAGAGGGGUCCGCUCUGGGGCUGCCCCCCGGACCCUCCUUCCAGGGCUAAGGAGGAACCCUCCGACCUCCCAGCACGGCCACAUCUCGAAGGGCCGGUGCGGAAGGGGCCCCUUGUUGUGGCCGCCGGUGAGGGCGAGCUGAGGCCAGCCCCGGCCCGGGAGCCUGAGGCCAGGGUGCGGAGGGUGAGCCCCUCCGACCAGAGAUUCGACAGGUGGAGGCGGCGGACUCUUCCCCACGACGUGAAGUUCGAUGAGUUCAGCUUCCUGGCCCCGGAACACUCCUCGAAGGCGGAGCAGAGAGGCGCAGAUCCUCGGAGCUCCACGGCAGGGGCCUUAAGGAAACCUCAGCCAUCCCAUAAUAGGGUGGCGGCCCAGGACGGGGACCCAGGCGUUUCACGGGACCCGGCUCCUCCCGCAGUGAAGCCGGGGUCCUCUGUGGAACCCAAGGUGACAUUUUUUGCAGUGACAUAUCAGAUUCCCGAUACUCAAAAAGUGAAGAGUAUUGUUAAGUCAGGACCGGAACACUUGACAGAACAUUCCAGAAAAACAGCUCCACCUCCAUCUCCUCAUCCUUUAGCUUCUCCCUUGGUUUCUCCCAACCCUGAAGAGCCACGGGAGACCGUGGGCAGUAAAAACUGGGCUCAGGGCCGAGAGCGUGACCACGCAAGCAUUUCAAAAACUCCAAAGCCAGCACACACUUCACCGCCUCUUGGGGACAGGAUCAUGGGUCUUUCUACGGAAAGGAUCAUCGACCCCGACACGGUCUGUGCUCAUCGGCGGUGCCCGGAGGACAGCACUGGUUUUCAGAGUGACAGGAGGGACAGUGGGAACAAGACGUCCCCCAGCAGUGCUCCCCAGAUGACCCCAGCUUCCAGAAGUCGCCUGAAAGCCGGCGACCUCCUGGUCAGAAGGAAGACUGGGGCGGUCAGCGAGACGUUCCCAGGUAAAGUCAGAGACGGCUACAGGUCCAGCGUUCUUGACAUCGAUGCCCUGAUGGCGGAGUACAAGAAGCAGGAGGCCCAGGAGCAGGUGGCGGGCCUGCGCGCGGAGCCCAGUGGCUGGUCUCAGGAGAGGCCUGGCCUGCCGGGCGGGGCAGAGUGGAGGAGGAGGAGCCUGAAGGAAGGGCCGGAAGCUGAGGGUCCCUGGAAACGAGCCAGCUUUGCUGAAACAAACCACAGCUCUAGUCCCGGCUCUGGCAAGCCGCUGCCAGAGACCCCGGGGGCAGCCACGAACCCCAAACUUGGCUCUCCGCUAUGGGCUCUGCCACACCCCGCUCCUCCUGAAAAACACCCAGGGGUCUCCUCUGGCCCUGGGGCUCCCAGGAAGACCUCAGGAACCUCAGAGGAUGAAACGAAGACCUUUGCUAGUAAGCACCCCGGUGCAAAGUGUCAGAACUACCCCGCCGCCCGGGAGGACCCGGAUGCUGGGGCCGGGGUGCUGCCCAGAUCCUCCCCAGCCGACCAGAAGAAAGGGGCCCCGAGGCAACCCAGCUGGAGGGGUGAGGAGGGCCAUGCGGCCCAGUGGGGUGACCACCCGCAGCACCGUGGCAGGUCACCGCUGGAUGUCAAAAGGGCCUGUUCGGAGAAGGGCCCUCCUGCCAGGAUCCGAGAGGGCCUGUCCAUCAUGCAGGAAGCCAGGGAGAGGAGGCGGGAGCACAAGGCACGGCGCAGCCUCCCUGGGGACAGCUUGGAGGCCAGGGAGGCCGAAGCGUCGCCCUGUCGGCGGGACUCCGGGACUCGAGACGGUCACAGGGUGCCGUCGCGAGACCUGGGGAGGGAGGAUGCCUCCCAGGGCGGUGAGCCGCCGCUCCGGCAGGCGCCCCCUGCGGCCUUGGGCCCCCGGAGGAGCCACAGCUUCUGCAAGGACAAGAGGAGCGGGGCCUUCGUGGAUCAGCUGAAACAGUGCUUCACCAGGCGGCCCCCUGAGCCCAAGGACACUGACACCCUCGUACAGGAAGCCGACAGCCAGUAUGGGACGUGGACAGACCAGCACCAGAGUGGGGGGAGCUUGGCCCCCGAGUCCCCGUCGCCAGACAGCAGUGCCGCGUCGGCGCGGAAGCAGGCCUCCAGCAGCCGCUUGUCCUCACUGUCCUCCCACACGGAGGCCACCUCCACCGGGGACCAGCAGGACUGCUCCCGGGACCAGCGGAGCACCAGCGUGGACCGCUCCAGCACCGACCUGGAGUCCACCGAUGGGACGGACGGGCUGCCCCCUCCGGACACCGGCUCGGCGAGGACCGUGGACGACUUCUCCUUCAUCGAUCAAACCUCAGUCCUAGACUCAAGUGCCCUCAAGACCCGGGUGCAGCUCAGCAAGAGAAGCCGCCGCCGGGCUCCCAUCUCGCACUCGCUCCGGCGCAGCCGGCUCAGCGAGUCAGAGAGCAGGUCUCCGCUGGAGGAGGAGGCCGACAGCGCGUGGAUGUUCAAGGACUCGACAGAAGAGAAAUCCCCCAGGAGAGACGAGUCCGACGACGAGGAGCAGCCACCCAGGACCGAGAGGACACCCGUCAGCCACCCCCAGAGGAUGCCGGUGUUUCCAGGCGUAGACCCGGCCGCGCUGAAGGCUCAGCUGCACAAGAGGUCAGAGGCGGACAGUCCCGGCGAGUCCCCCGGCUGGGCCCCGCAGCCCAAGACCCCCAAGUCCCCCUUCCAGCUGGGCAGUCGAGUGCUGCCCACCAGCGUCGAGAAGGAUGAAAGGUCCGAAGAGCCCUCACCCCAGUGGCUAAAGGAGCUGAAAUCUAAGAAGAGGCAAAGCCUGUAUGAGAACCAGGCCUGACCAGACAGGGUCACUGCCACGUGUCACGAACAGAAGCCUUAACUGUCACAGCCCCCGAGACGAGGCCACGCUGCUGCCGUUCCUGCCUGCACAACGGUUCCCUGCCGGGACCCCUCCUUCUGGUGGCCCAGGGCCCCGCACCGCACCUCUGACCGGGUUGGAAAGGCCCGCCCUCCUCAGCACUCACUUGUCUCCCUGGACCGCACGUCGUCGGCCUGGGAGAGAGGCCAGGCUGCCCAGAGACACCCAUGCUGGUGGUUGUGUGUGUGUGUGGGGGGGGGUAUGUAGAAACCAUGCAUUUCUGCACACUGCAGCAGCAGCAGCUCCGGGUGCGUGGGUGUCAGGCUGGAUCGUCUCCCAGGGCUCCGGAGAACACCUGAAUCAUGAAGGCACCUCCUCCCCCAACCCCCAGGCAGGUCUUGGUCAAGAGGACUUGGGUCUCCUUCUUGAAUUGUGUGCAGGGCAGGUCCCUGGGGCGGGGGUGGCUCCCAUGACGUUUUCGGCCAGUCCCAUCUCUCUCCCGAAGGAUCAGCAGCCCCGAUGUUUCAAUAAUGCCCAUCCUUCUGGUUAGCCUUCCGGGGGGGCCCCGAGCGUGGUGGCCCUCUCGUACCGUGUGUCAUCUGUUUGCUUCCGAAGGUGACAAAGCAAUAAUCAGCCAACUCCCCCUUGAAGUUUGCUGUGUGUGCGUGUGUUCGCAGUGAAGAGUGGGCGGAGAGGUGGGCCUGCUCUGCUGGAAGCAUCCGAUCAUCUCAGGUUAUCCGACCCCUGUCCCGGCGUCUUGGAGACCCCAGUGGUCACGCUUGCCUACCUGUUCCUGGUUCCUCUUCUUUCUGUGCUCUGACUUCUGUGGACUGACCUUUGUCCCUUGACCUCAAGGGCUCAUACACCACAGCCCAAACGGCAGUGCCUUUCCCACCCCGCGCGUCUCUUUCUCCAGAGCUGCGUUCGAACGCCACCCGAGCGGCGGGCACGGAGAGCGUUUGCACGCUGGCCUCGGAACACGGCCUGAGCGAGGGUUCCUUCUCGCCGCUUCCUCUACCAACCCCCGCUGGGCUCCCCCGACCAAGUGCUCUUUUCAGGGCCCAAUGAAGGAAGGCAGGGUCUCGCUGAAAGCCCUUCUCUGGAGGGGAGACCCCGCUCCCUGCCAGACCAGGGGGACUCUGGACAGAAGUGCUAGAUCCCAGGUAGCAAUGUGUGAGGUUUACCUUGCCUUUUUUCCCCCUUGCCAUCUCGACUCUGUCCUCUUCGGAAAUCCUCAGCACCAGCCUCCUCCGCCUGUGAAGCCCGAGGCCCCAGCACACAUCCCAGAAGUGCCCGGCUGGCCAGCUGCCAUGCCCGGAGUUGCCAUAAACUUUGUGCCAACCUCACCUGGGAGACGCCCACCAGUGAGAAGGACGCUCGGGCAGUUCGUGAGGCCCCCUGUGGUUGCUGAGGGGCCCUGGGGCUCAGUUUCCUAGUGGGUGCUUGCACAGCGCUGGCUCGAUGUGACAGUGAGGGGCACAGCACAUGCAUGCCCCUCCCCCCUGCAACUUCCCGAAAGGUGGGAACCCUUCUUCAUAAAUCCGUGAUUUGCAAAUGGUGUUCAAGUCCCCCUCUCCCCAGCCACCUCUCCGGUAGUCCUUGUUUAUCUGCCCACCAUUCGUGGUCUGUCAUCUCCCCACCACUUUCCUCUCUCGGGGGUGGGGGGGGCAGGGCGGGGGUUGGGGCAGAGAGCAGUCUCGUCUCUCCCGCCUUUGCCUGGAGAGCGGCUGCGCGCCAGCACCAUGGACAGGGACGGGAGCCGCCCUCCCUGAGUCCUGCAGGCUGAGCUCUGGCCGCUUACUGAUGGGCACUGGUGGGACCCUGUCGCCCGCCCAGCCUGGUGCACCCGGAGACCCUCGUAUCCGUGUGUGGAGGUUGGGCCUCCCUCGCUCAUAGCUGUGUUCUCUCCAUUCCCUGAGUAAGUGGCCAGUCGGUUCUCUCUGGCCAUUUGGGGAUUCACUUCCUCCAGGAACUGCUUCGGUUGACUUUUGUUGUUGUGGGUUUAAGGGCCAUCUCUUGUUGUAU
Molecule: messenger RNA, 7795 nt
Organism: Phyllostomus discolor (pale spear-nosed bat)
Lineage: Eukaryota; Metazoa; Chordata; Mammalia; Chiroptera; Phyllostomidae
Product: KIAA1671 ortholog
Exons: 13
Coding region: 293-5749 (1818 amino acids)
Source: RefSeq, a predicted model, not a curated record